Vanderwaltozyma polyspora DSM 70294 is the source of this 1278-nucleotide messenger RNA. RefSeq names its product protein kinase RIO2 (gene RIO2). The transcript has a single exon. Gene Ontology annotation, cellular component: nucleus; cytosol; preribosome, small subunit precursor. The record is from RefSeq and is a predicted model, not a curated record. Lineage: Eukaryota; Fungi; Ascomycota; Saccharomycetes; Saccharomycetales; Saccharomycetaceae. Bases 1 to 1278 code for a protein of 425 amino acids. Gene Ontology annotation, molecular function: protein serine/threonine kinase activity; ATP binding. Gene Ontology annotation, biological process: protein phosphorylation; maturation of SSU-rRNA.
AUGAAGUUAGACACGAAUCAUAUGCGUUACCUUACCGGUGACGAUUUCCGUGUUUUACAGGCUGUCGAGCAAGGUACCAAAAAUCAUGAGGUUGUUCCAACCACAUUAAUCCAUCAGUUGUCUGGAUUGAGGUCAAUUUCUGGUACUAAUAGAGCUAUCAGUGACUUGGCUAAGUUGAAAUUGGUAUCCAGAUUGAGAAAUGCUAAAUAUGAUGGUUAUCGUUUAACAUAUAAUGGAUUUGAUUAUUUGGCAUUAAAGUCAUUACUGAAUAAAGAUACCGUUUAUUCUGUAGGUAAUACAAUCGGUGUAGGUAAAGAAUCUGAUAUUUAUCAAGCAAGUGAUAGAAAUGGUGAACAUAGAGUCAUGAAAAUUCACAGAUUAGGUAGAACAUCCUUUCAUACAGUCAAAAACAAUAGGGAUUAUUUGAAAAAAUAUAAUCAAGGUGCUAGUUGGAUGUUUUUAUCCCGUGUAGCUGCCAAUAAAGAAUAUCAAUUUAUGUCACUAUUGUAUUCGAAAGGGUUUACAGUACCAAAAGCCUUUGAUAAUUCUCGUCAUAUUGUAGUUAUGGAACUUAUCAAAGGUUUCCCAUUAAGAAGAUUAAGAAAACAUGAUAAUAUACCAAAAUUGUACAGUGAUUUAAUGUGUUUUAUAGUUAAUUUGGCCAAUAGUGGUUUAAUUCAUUGUGAUUUCAAUGAGUUUAAUAUCAUGAUUAAAGAUGAAAAGGAUGAUGAAAAUGAUUGUGGAUUUAUUGUAAUCGAUUUUCCACAAUGUAUUUCCAUCCAGCAUAAAGAUGCAGACUUUUAUUUUAAAAGAGAUGUAGAUUGUAUUCGCCGUUUCUUUAAAAAGAAAUUAAAAUAUGAACCACAAUCUGAUUCAACAAUGCUUGAUUUAGAUGGUUUUGGCGAUGGUUAUAAAUAUCAAUACCCUGUGUUUAGCAGAGACGUCGAAAGAACGGACAAUUUAGAUGAAUUGGUCCAAGCAUCCGGUUUCAGUAAAAAGCAUCCAGGUGAUAGAUAUUUGGAAGAAGCGGUAGAAUCAAUGAGACAGGCUAAUUACAAUCCAGACUCAGACGCUUCAGAUGAUUCCAAUGAUGACGAUUCCGAUAGUGAGUAUUCAGAAUAUUACUCUUCAGAAUAUGAUGAGGGUGAGUCUGGUGAUAGCGACAAAGAUUCUGAAGAAAGUUUAACUGAAGAAAACGAAAGAAUCAUCGAAGCAUUAUCAACAGGAGUUGGUAACUUAAAAAUGGACAAAUUGGGUAAUUAUAUUUUAGAUGACUAA